Messenger RNA from Neospora caninum, 744 nucleotides. Its product is annotated as Proteasome subunit alpha type,related. Gene Ontology annotation, biological process: ubiquitin-dependent protein catabolic process. The record is from RefSeq and is a predicted model, not a curated record. Bases 1 to 744 code for a protein of 247 amino acids. The transcript has 9 exons. Lineage: Eukaryota; Apicomplexa; Conoidasida; Eucoccidiorida; Sarcocystidae. Gene Ontology annotation, cellular component: proteasome core complex, alpha-subunit complex; proteasome core complex.
AUGUAUCGCAAUCUGUACGACACGGACUGCAUCACUUGGAGCCCUCAGGGGCGAAUCUUCCAAGUCGAGUAUGCCAUGGAGGCGGUUAAACAAGGCACCUGCUGUGUCGGUCUCCGUUCCGAUACUCACGUGGUUCUUUGCUCGCUCAAGCGCUCGGUCUCAAAAUUCGCAGGCCACCACCAGAAACUCUUCAAAAUCGACGAUCACGUGGGCGUGGCCAUGUCGGGCAUUACUGCAGAUGCAAAGGUGAUAAGUAACUUUAUGCGCAACGAGUGCUUCCAUCACAAAUACGUGUACGACGCUCCGAUCCCCGUCGGGCGUCUCGUCCUCAUGGUUGCCGACAAGUCGCAAGCAAACACGCAAAGGAGCGGCAAACGCCCGUUCGGCGUCGGCCUCCUGGCCGCCGGCUUCGACGACGCAGGCCCGCACCUCUUCGAGACAUGUCCCUCUGGAAAUUAUUUCGAAUCCUACGCCAUGGCGUUCGGCGCGCGAUCCCAGUCCUCGAAAACCUACUUGGAGAGAAACUUCGAAUCGUUCCCUGGACUUUCCCCCGAAGAGCUGGAACUCCACGCGAUGAAGGCUCUGAACGCCUCCCUGGCUGCCGAUGCUGAGUUGACAGCAGACACCGUUUCGAUGGCGAUUGUUGGAAAGAACCAGCCGUGGAAGGAAUUGUCCCUUGAUGAAAUCCAAGCCCUCCUCGACAAGAUGAAUGUGGAGCCCAGUGGCGAAGACGUCCAGAUGUGA